This is a messenger RNA of Girardinichthys multiradiatus, 2465 nucleotides long. RefSeq names its product DEAD (Asp-Glu-Ala-Asp) box polypeptide 27 (gene ddx27). The record is from RefSeq and is a predicted model, not a curated record. Lineage: Eukaryota; Metazoa; Chordata; Actinopteri; Cyprinodontiformes; Goodeidae. The coding region runs from base 111 to 2390 and encodes 759 amino acids. Gene Ontology annotation, molecular function: nucleic acid binding; RNA helicase activity; ATP binding. The transcript has 21 exons.
CCGUAAACACGUGCAAGUGUGUAAGAAGAGAAGAAGAAACUGGAUCCUUUGAGUGUCUUUCAGAAGCAACUAGAACCGUUUACAGCCGGACGGACUGCGAUUCUGUGAUUAUGUUGGAGCAACUGGGUAUGAUCGGAACCAUCCGGGACGAGGAUCUGAGCCCAGAGGAACCGGACACCGAAUCCGAACCCGAGGAGGAGCCAAUCAUCCUGAACCGUAAGAAGAAAUUUGGAGGUCACAGGUCAACAGACUUUAACUGUGAAUUUGAGUUUGGAGAGAGAGACAAUCUGAACCUGGAUGAUGAUUGGGCCAUGAGUGAUGUCUUAAAGCAGCUCAAGAAAAAGAGAACUGUGACAACUUUGGACCAGAAAAUAGAGAAAAUCAGGAAGAAGAGGAAAGCUGAGGAGAAAUUGUCUCAAAGUUGUGAACCUGAAGGUUCCUCAGAGAUGAAAGAGGAAGAGGAAGGGGAGGAGGACCCUCCUGAGAGAAAGGAGGAGGACGAAGAUGAGGAGGAAGAGGAUGGUGAUGAAGAGGAAUUUGGAUCGAGUGAUGAAGAGGUUCUGACAAAAUCAGACACUCUGAGGGAAAAAGAACGUCGAGGGAAGAAGAAGAUGGAGGAACAGACUCCAGAGGCGUUUUCUGAGGAUGCGUCCCAAUACAACAAUCAGCUGACAUUCGAAGAAAUGAACCUGUCCAGACCCAUCCUCAAGGCCAUCACAGCUUUGGGCUUUAAAGAACCGACUCCAAUCCAAAAGGCAUGUGUUCCAGUGGGUUUACUGGGCAGAGACCUGUGUGCCUGUGCUGCUACUGGAACAGGGAAGACAGCUGCCUUCAUGUUACCUGUGUUGGAGCGUUUGGUUUAUAAACCUAGGACAUCCCAAGUGACCCGGGUCCUAGUUCUGGUUCCUACCAGAGAGCUCGGGAUCCAGGUCCACUCAGUGGCCCGUCAGUUGGCCCAAUUCACCUCCAUCACCACCUGCUUGGCUGUUGGCGGUUUGGACCUGAAGUCGCAGGAGGUGGCUCUAAGGGCGGGGCCAGAUGUUCUGAUAGCAACGCCAGGCCGACUGAUCGACCACCUUCAUAACACGCCAAGCUUCGAGCUGAGUCACAUCGAGAUCCUGAUCCUAGAUGAGGCCGACAGGAUGCUGGAUGAGUACUUUGAAGAACAGAUGAAGGAGAUCAUCAGGCUGUGCUCCUACAACCGGCAGACCAUGCUGUUCUCAGCCACCAUGAGUGAGGAGGUGAAAGAUCUGGCGGCGGUGUCUUUGAAGCAGCCAAUCAGGAUCUUUGUGAACAGUAACACGGAUGUAGCUCCAUUCCUUCGGCAGGAGUUCGUUCGGAUUCGACCGCACCGUGAAGGAGACAGAGAGGCCGUGGUGGCAGCACUGCUGACCCGGACCUUCCAGGACCACGUGAUGUUGUUCACCCAGACCCGGAAACAGGCCCAUAGACUGCACAUCCUGCUGGGCCUGUUGGGGUUAAAAGUGGGAGAGCUGCAUGGAGAACUGAGCCAGAACCAGAGGCUUGAGAACCUCAGGAGGUUUAAGGAUGAACAGAUUGAUAUUUUGGUGGCGACGGAUGUGGCAGCCAGAGGUCUGGACAUCGAUGGAGUGAAAACCGUGAUCAACUUCACCAUGCCACCUACUAUCAAACAUUAUGUCCACCGCGUUGGUCGGACCGCCCGAGCUGGACGUUCUGGACGUUCCGUGUCCCUGGUCGGAGAGUCUGAGAGGAAGAUGUUGAAGGAGGUGGUGAAGUCGGCCAAGAACAGCGUGAAGGCUCGCGUCCUGCCAACAGAGGUCAUCCUGAAGUUCAGAGAUCUGAUCGCCAAACUGGAGAAAGAUAUUGAAGCAGUGAUAAAGAUGGAAAGAGAAGAGAGAGAGAUGGCUGCAUCUGAGGCCAAGCUGAGCGUGGCUCAGAAGCGUCUAGAAGGCUCCGUCUCCUCUAGUGACUCACAGAGAGUUUGGUUUCAGACCCAACAAGAACGCAAACAAAGCCGCAUGUCGAAAGCACUGCAGGAGUUCGAUCUGGCUCUGAGAGGAAAGAAGAAAAGAGAAAAGUUCCUGAAAGACGGAAGGAAGAAGGACCUGACGUCUGAGGAGCGUGCUCAGUUUGAGAUUCUGAAAGCUCAGAUGUUCGCAGAGCGAACUGCCAAGAGAGAGAGACGGGUGAAGAGAGCGAGAGCCAUGCCUGAAGACGACAUGCCACUGAAAGCAGCCAAUCGUAAAGCAGGAAGCAGAGGUAGAAAGUCGGUGUUCGAUGAGGAGCUGACCAACACCAGCAGAAAGUCCCUGAAACACUACAGAGCUGGGCCAUCCCUCCAAGAUAGGAAGCGUCUUGGGUUGGACAGGAAGCGCUCAGGCGGCUCCACGUUUAGGAAGAAGAAGUGAGGCCAAAACAACCAGUACUCCAAGUUCUAUGCUGUUCUGUACCAGAUUUCAAAUAAAGUUUGAGUUUGGAAGUUG